AUGACCUAUGGUUUAGAAACUGCACCACUAAGAAAAGUCGAGGAAAGAAAAUUGGAUGUUGCUGAAAUGAAAAUACUCAGAUGGAUGGCGAGGGUAACAAAGAUGGACUGCAUACGGAAUAACUAUAUAAGAGGAUCACUCAAGGAAACAGAAAUAUCAAAGAUUGUUCAGGAAUCAAGACUGCGAUGGUAUGGAUACCUGCUAAGAAGAAACGAAGAUCAUGUGGGAAGACAGGCAAUGGAGAUGAAAAUAGAGGGAAACAGACCAAGAGGAAGGCCUGAGACCAGAUGGAAGGAUGUUGUUCAAAAAGAUAUGAGGGACAAACAUCUAGACGAGGUAGAGGCAUUGGACAGAACUCUAUGGCGAAGGUUAUGGGCAUGGAGCAACUUGCAUUUUAAGGAAAAGGUAAUAAAAGGUUGUGUAAAGGGUGUCCAACAGGUCAUCAAGGAGAUGACAAUGUCCGGCCCAUAUUUUUUACCACUGCAAAGCUCUGAAGCUUCUUCAAAGAAAUGA
This is a messenger RNA of Penaeus monodon (black tiger shrimp), 513 nucleotides long. RefSeq lists its product as uncharacterized. The record is from RefSeq and is a predicted model, not a curated record. Bases 1 to 513 code for a protein of 170 amino acids. The transcript is spliced from 2 exons. Lineage: Eukaryota; Metazoa; Arthropoda; Malacostraca; Decapoda; Penaeidae.